Messenger RNA from Hymenoscyphus albidus, 267 nucleotides. Lineage: Eukaryota; Fungi; Ascomycota; Leotiomycetes; Helotiales; Helotiaceae. The record is from the annotation of a GenBank genome assembly.
AUGGACUCAGGAACAAUGCAGGUACGAAAAUCUGGUUACCUCUCAACGUCGCACAGUCCCGAAUGGACGAGACGCAUACAGACGACAAAUGUAACCUCGGCCGUCCAAAACGUGUUGCAAAAGCCGCACGUUUCAAGAGGAAACAACUUCCACGUUGAAUUAAUGGUAAGUAAUGGUAAAGAGAUAGAGAUCGUCCAGAAUUUGAUGCUGUCAGACGGUUUGACAACACGCCAUCGUCGUUUAGAUCGCGUCCGUGUCGAUGGAUAG